GCAGCAAACAAUGACACCAGAAAGGCCUCUCCACAAAGCUACCAUCCUGGCUGGCAGGCCCACAAGAAAAAUGGCCUGCAACCCACAAAGACCACUCAAGAGGCCAAGCUAUCCGUCUCGAGUGAGAGAACCUUUCCUGCGGAUGGUCCAUGCCCAUGAGUCCCCCCCAACCUCCCAGACGUGGGUCCAGCGUGAGUUCUUUGUCCCUGAUGCACCCUGGGAGUUGCCAGGCUUCACACGGCAAACCUACCACCAGCUGAUCCACAAGCUGCCUCCCUGCACGGAAAUCAAGUCCAAGGUGCGUCACCAGCUCUUCCGCCCUUGGAAGGAGCCAAACCAGCACACCUGGGGCUUCCACACCUGGCUGGACGUGGGGCGUCUGCCUGCCACCUUCCCCUCGCAGCCCGACCAGCCCUACAAUAGCAACGUCUGGCGCUGGCUCACCCACUCCGAUGCCUACCGCGAUCCCCCAGCAGGGCCCCUCAUCCCCCCUCCCUCUUGGAUGGGACCCCACAGCUUUCUGACCUUCAUCAGCUACACUCCCAUCUUCUUGGACGCAAACAGGAAGAACGAGGUGACUUUCAGGACGGCGAAGGAGCUGAAGGCGGCGGAGAGCCUCAGGCUGAGGAGCGAAGCUAGGGCCCCUCCACUUGAUGCCCAGGGCAACAUCCUGCCCCCCGCGACCUACAAGAAGUACAAGCACAUAUCUGCUGGUGGAAGGUUUGAACCCCAGGGCCUCCAGCUCAUGCCCAACCCACUUCCUAAUUCUUUUGCCCAGGGCUGGCCUUGCCCGAACACUCUGCCUCAUUACCAGGAGAAGGUGCUGAAGUUGGCCUUGCUGCCAAGCGCACCCCUGAGCUCAGACCUCAUAAGGGAUUACCAAAGCCUGCUACAGGACCGAGUCACCGUGCCCCUCCGCCAGUUCCCCGAGACACAACGUGGCACAGCGUCAUCCAGGAAGAAAAAAAGAAGACCUGGCUACAUCUAGAAGAGCCUGCAUAUGCGUGGGGACUAUUGUGGGCACCCAGACCCUCAGGCUCCAGGAUUGGCAGCCAACACUCCUUCAGCAAGGAGCCACUGGGGGUGGCCCAAGGACCACCAUCCUCCCAACCUCAAGCAGCCUCUGUUCCCCAGGCUCUUGGAGACUACUGAAACCCUCGAUUGUCCCAUGCUUUCCUUGGGGAUGGGAGGGCUGGACAGGCAGGGUGGGUAGAGCAGGAGGAGCAGGGAGGGCUUCCAGCUUCUGGAAGUGAUGUGUGUGUGUGUGUGUGUGCGUGUGUGUCUGUUGGGGUAUAAGCAGAGGUGCUAUAAGAAACGUGAAUAAGAAGCGGUCACCUCCACUUUUACAAUGCAUUUGGCACAAGGCUGGGAUUAGUCAGAGUACAGACAGCCUCUCAGGCAAACAAAACCUCAAUCCCACCCCCUCCCCGGACCAUGCAAAGACCAGACACAGGUUUGCUUGGCCACAGGUGCCUGUGCAGGGUUUGUAGGAGUAGAGGUCAGGUUCAGGCUGGUGCUGGAGCAUGGGAGAGUCAGGCCUGAGGAAGGUUAACCAGCCUCAGCAGGGGAACAGGAGCAGAACAAGACAGAGAAAUCAAAAGCAGUUAGCCCAGAGCAUCAGGCCUGUGCUGCAGCGGACUCCAGCUGCCUCAGCUAUGAGGCUCCCAGGGGCAAAGCCUGAAGUGGGGCCAGCAGGACACAGUGGGCCUUGGCUGGGGUGGGGGUGAGGUUGGAGACGAGAAGGGGACUGCAAGGGGAGUAGCUAUAUGUGGGGUACCCUACCUUACCUCCUCUUGUUCCCAUCACAACCCCCAGUCAGUGGUCUGCCCCUACUGGGCUUCUCUUGGUCCCCUGCCCCCUGCCCUCUCUGUCUCCACUUUCUUCAAGACCCACAGGCAGCUGGGAGUGGAGACAGCACAGGGCCAUCGCUCAGGGUCAUCCCCUAACUAGCCGGCAGGGAGGCCUUCGGGACAUCACUGGUCUCUGACUCUGCUCAUCUGUACAGCAGGACCCAGUAAAUCAGUGGGAGAAAUAACACACAGUGAGCGGAGUGCCUACAGAGGCGCAGGCACACAGCAGGCCUCCAUAAGUGCAGCUGGUGACCCUGGUUCAUAGCAUAAAAUAAGAAAUGGAUGGCAUUUACUCAGCCAUAAGGAUGAAGGGAGUACUCACAUGAAGGAGUACUGACACAUGGUUGAAAUGUGAGAACGUCACCCUGAGAAGCCAGACACAAAAAGCCACACACGGAGCCGGCGCCGCGGCUCAGCAGGCUAAUCCUCCACCUUGCAGCGCUGGCACACCGGGUUCUUGUCCCGGUCAGAGCGCCGGAUUCUGUCCCGGUUGCCCCUCUUCCAGGCCAGCUCUCUGCUGUGGCCAGGGAGUGCAGUGGAGGAUGGCCCAAGUCCUUGGGCCCUGCACCCCAUGGGAGACCAGGAGAAGCACCUGGCUCCUGCCAUCGGAUCAGCGCGGUGCGCCGGCCACAGCGCACUGGCCGUGGCGGCCAUUGGAGG
Molecule: messenger RNA, 2510 nt
Organism: Oryctolagus cuniculus (rabbit)
Lineage: Eukaryota; Metazoa; Chordata; Mammalia; Lagomorpha; Leporidae
Gene: TEX52
Product: testis expressed 52
Source: RefSeq, a predicted model, not a curated record